AUGGUUAGUGAGCAACCAAGUUUAGUCGGACAUUCAGUUCGUGACAUCGAUGACAGCGAAAAUCCAGACUUUGUUCCAGAGAAAAUGCCUGAUUUCAGUCAAUUAAACGAGUCAGUCAGGAAACUUCACCUCAAAAACCCCUCUUCGGACAAUGUUGACCACUACACGAGUGUGGCCGAAUUGAAUAAAGAGGGUGCUCUUUUGACUGAUGACCACGAUGUUGAUCUGGAUGCCAUGAUUGCUAAGGGACUCGAUGACAUUAGUGAAUUGAAGUCGUCCUUAGAAAAGAAGAAGAAAAAGGGUAAGGGUACCACCAGGAGCUCGCUUUCAGCCAGUUCCUACUCGCACGACCAUAGUAAUGAUAUCUCUCCAGUUCAUUCUGGUACUGUAGACUCUUUGGUUACAAGCACUGAUCCUAUUGACGAUAGUAUUAUGAUUUCUCCCGAAGAUGAAAAAGAUUAUUUGAGAACGAGAUCUGCCAAUAGAAGCGAAAGAAAGCCUUCUGAUCCACAUAGCCAUAGUCAUUCUGUGAUCAGAAACUCUUACGGUGAAAUCAUUGAUGACAAAUCUGAGAGACCACAUUUGGCUAGAGGUGAUUCUUACCAACAAUCGUCAGAAGACCUCGAUACUGUGUCUUCUCCAGGAAGAAGUGGUAGAUCAAAGAAAAGAUUGCAAAGUGACUACUUACGUUCGCUUUCUCGCUCUUUACAAAGGGACCAUGUUGACCAUAAGAAAGUUUCGGAUGACACAGGGAUGAUUUAUUCAACUACAAGCUAUUCCAUUUCUCAAAGAGAUGUCGAAAAUGCCCCUCAUGUUAUUCGAGAAACUUCUGAAGAAGAUUCGGCGAGGCAUCUUGCAGCCCCCAACAGAUACUAA
Molecule: messenger RNA, 876 nt
Organism: Kluyveromyces marxianus DMKU3-1042
Lineage: Eukaryota; Fungi; Ascomycota; Saccharomycetes; Saccharomycetales; Saccharomycetaceae
Exons: 1
Coding region: 1-876 (291 amino acids)
Source: RefSeq, a predicted model, not a curated record